AUGAGCGCAAGGGGUGGGAAAACGAGUGAUGAUGAGGUUGUUUUGCAGGAACCGGGCUAUCCCAACGGGUACACUUCGAAGGGGCCUUCUUAUCACCACCAACGAUCAAUGUCGGCAUUGCCCAUGCAGGAUCCACAGCACCAGCAAUCCGGAAAUGCAUCAGGUCGUUACGGAACGAACAUACAGUGCCCUCCAGGUGCAUCUGUCAGCAGUGUCCCGUAUAGUCGAGAAAAUUCCAAUUUAUCAGCUGGUUUGAUUUUCUUUAUACCCAAUCGCCUUUGCAAGGUACUAAUUUUUGAAAUAGCCAAGAUGACUUAG
Gongylonema pulchrum is the source of this 318-nucleotide messenger RNA. NCBI's taxonomy places the organism in Eukaryota, Metazoa, Nematoda, Chromadorea, Rhabditida, Gongylonematidae. The record is from the annotation of a GenBank genome assembly.